CAUCAAGCAAUGGUAACAUCUUUAAAUGAAGAUAAUGAAAGUGUAACAGUGGAGUGGAUAGAAAAUGGAGAUACAAAAGGCAAAGAGAUUGACCUCGAGAGCAUCUUUUCACUUAAUCCUGACCUUGUCCCUGAUGAAGAAAUUGAACCCAGUCCAGAAACACCUCCACCUCCAGCAUCUUCAGCCAAAGUAAACAAAAUUGUAAAGAAUCGGCGCACUGUGGCUUCUAUUAAGAAUGACCCUCCUCCAAGAGAUAAUAGAGUGGUUGGUUCUGCACGUGCACGGCCUAGUCAGCUUCCUGAGCAGUCUUCCUCUGCACAACAGAAUGGUAGUAUUUCAGAUAUAUCUCCAGUUCAAGCUGCAAAAAAGGAAUUUGGACCCCCUUCACGUAGAAAAUCUAAUUGUGUGAAAGAAGUAGAGAAACUACAAGAAAAACGAGAGAAAAGGAGGCUACAGCAACAGGAGCUUAGGGAAAAAAGAGCCCAGGACGUUGAUGCUACAAACCCAAAUUAUGAAAUUAUGUGUAUGAUCAGAGACUUUAGAGGAAGUUUGGAUUAUAGACCAUUAACGACGGCAGAUCCUAUUGAUGAACACAGAAUAUGUGUUUGUGUACGGAAACGACCACUCAAUAAAAAAGAAACUCAGAUGAAAGAUCUUGAUGUAAUCACAAUCCCUAGUAAAGAUGUUGUGAUGGUGCAUGAACCAAAACAAAAAGUAGAUUUAACAAGAUACCUAGAAAACCAAACCUUUCGUUUUGAUUAUGCCUUUGAUGACUCCGCUCCUAAUGAAAUGGUUUACAGGUUUACAGCUAGACCACUAGUGGAAACUAUAUUUGAAAGAGGAAUGGCUACAUGCUUUGCUUAUGGGCAAACUGGAAGUGGGAAAACACAUACUAUGGGUGGUGACUUUUCAGGAAAGAACCAAGACUGUUCUAAAGGGAUAUAUGCAUUAGCAGCUCGAGAUGUCUUUUUAAUGCUUAAGAAGCCAAACUAUAAGAAGUUAGAACUUCAAGUAUAUGCGACCUUUUUUGAAAUUUACAGUGGUAGAAACAAACCUCACACUCCUUUCCGAGCAAGUAAACUCACUCAGGUGUUACGAGAUUCGUUCAUAGGUGAAAACUCCCGUACCUGCAUGAUUGCUACAAUCUCCCCAGGGAUGGCAUCCUGUGAAAAUACUCUUAACACAUUAAGAUACGCAAAUAGAGUAAAGGAGUUUGGAAUUAGUCCAUCAGACAUUCCCUUCUCACAGGGUAGUGGCAGUCGCCCUGAUCUCUCUCCUUCUUAUGAGUAUGACGACUUUUCUCCUUCAAUUACCAGGGUGAAAGAAUUGACUGUGGAUCCAACUGCUGCUGGUGAUGUUCGUCCAAUAAUGCACCAUGCACCAAAUCAGAUUGAUGACCUGGAGACCCAGUGGGGUGUGGGCAGCUCCCCUCAAAGAGAUGAUCUGAAACUUCUUUGUGAACAAAAUGAAGAAGAGGUUUCUCCACAAUUGUUUACUUUUCAUGAAGCUGUCUCACAAAUGGUAGAAAUGGAAGAACAAGUGGUAGAAGACCACAGGGCAGUGUUCCAGGAAUCUAUUCGGUGGCUAGAAGACGAAAAGGCUCUCCUCGAGAUGACGGAGGAAGUGGACUAUGAUGUCGAUUCCUACGCAACACAACUGGAAGCUAUUCUCGAGCAAAAAAUUGACAUUUUAACUGAGCUACGGGAUAAAGUCAAAUCUUUCCGCGCAGCCCUACAAGAAGAAGAACAGGCCAGCAAGCAAAUCAAUCCGAAGAGACCCCGUGCUCUUUAAAUGGGCGUUGCUGCUCAAGGAUCCCGACCUUCACUACUUUUAACCUGCAUUGGUUCAGCUGUAGGGGCCAUUUGAAAGUUUGAGAUUUUAAUUGUGUACGGAAAAUGGUUUGUCCUUCACCUGAAUGACAUUUCAGUUUCGCGAAGCACUUUUUUGUCUACACAAUGCUUCUAAUCCAGGAGGCACAACCAGAAUGGGGAUUAGUGAAGCAUUUUCUUUCAUUUACGCAAAUAGUGAUUUACUUUGAAGAUCCUGCCAACUUUGUUUUCUUUAUGAUGAAUUAAGAUUGUGGACUUGAUCCAUAGGUAGUACGGGGAAGUCACAGCAUUUCCUUUUAACUCUGUUCCAUUUUUGUAGCAAGACUGGGUGGUUUUAAGUCUUCUGCGUGCAUGCGUACCUCCACCAGUGAUUGUACCUACCUUGCCCACUUAUGAUGACUGUGCUCCUCCUGCUUUGUGCCUUGACUAAGGCUCUCGACCCCUAAAUCUCGGAAGCACAUGCAAGAUAAGUUACAUUCCUUAUUUGUCAUUGUAAAUUACCUUUAUUGUGUGUACAUUUUUACUGUAUUUGAGACUUUUUGUGUGUGUGACUAGUUAAUUUUGCAGGAUGUGCCAUAUCAUUGAACGGAACUAAAGUCUGUGACAGUGGACAUAGCUGCUGGACCAUUCCAUCUUACAUGUAAGAAAUCUGGAAUUACAAAUUUUAAAACCAUAAAACAUGAUUAUAAUUUUCUUAGCUUUUUCUUUGUAAAGAACUAAAAAUAUAACUAGUUGAUGUAUAAUAAAAAGUAAUGAAAUUCUAAGAGGAGUUUUAUCCUAGGGUAAUGCAUAUAUAUGCAGUGUGUGUUCCGGUGUGGUAUUAUUAAAAGACUAAUAGUGCAAUCUGAUCCUUACCAAUACUAUGACUUCAGUUGAAGUGUCCAUUAGCACCUAAAAAAUAGACCCUUUUAACGUAUUGUUAAAGGAAAUUGGCUUUGCUGCAUGAACAUGUACAUUGAAAAUAGUCCACAAUAGAACUGUUAGUUUAAGUCAAGUGUAGACAAUACCUAACAACCUUAAAAAUUAAACAGUUGACUUCGCCUUAAAGAGGCAGAUGUACCAACCCAAGCUCCAUCCAGUACCUACUGUAUCAUGGUGCUUCACCCUAUUUGGUGAGAAGCACCAAAUCCUCACCAAUAGAUUGGUGUAGGGUAUAUGUUGCUUUUUAAAUGGCAGCACUUGUUUUUACAGAUCGGUACUCCAGGGAAGAAAAACUGGCCGCUUCUCCUGUAAAUAUUUUGUUAAAAGAUUUCUAUUUCUCUCUAGGAGUUUUCCAUCAGUUCCCAGGAUAGAGUCCAGGAGUAGAUAACAAACAAGUAAACGCAUAAGGAUUUCUUGUUUUGAUUUACUUUAGGGAACUAUUAGCUGAUUCUUAUGAGCCCAAAGGGAAACUAUGAAUAGAGAGUCACAUGAGCCAGAUUCUCUACUUCACUGAGGUAGUUGUGGGAAAUCCUAACACCAUGGCGAAAAGCUCCUUCUCUGUAAACAUGGAAUCUAAAACAAAUGUAGAUGUUUCACAAUGUGCUUAUUAAUAAAUCUACAGAAUGACAAAUAACUUACUUCGAUACAAUCACAUUUGUUUUGGAAGGGACUCAGGUUUUCUUGUAGCUGUAACAUAUGUUCCAUUUAUAUUUAUUUCAACAAGAACAAACGGAGAAUGGUUACUAUAGUCCUUGCAGAGGUUGGUAAAAAAGCUAUUUGGGGGAACUAGCCAACCUCAAAAGAACAGUAAAGAGAACUUGCUCAUUUUAAAAGCACAACAGGUUAGCUUUAUUAUUUGUGUCAGGUUGGUACUAUCUUUGGAAGGUCUUCUCGAUAAACAACCGUGCUUGCUGUUAUUAAUGACUGGCUCCAGUCUGGUGUAGUACUCAAAGUGAUCUUAAAAAUUAGUACCAGAUGAUCUUGAAGGUUUAAUAUAACCCGUACCUUCCAAUUUACAGAUAAGAAAGGGAGAAUUCCCUAAGCAAGCUGAAUUGAAUAUUAAAUUAAAAUCUUGCUAUGAUUGGAAUUACACAGAGAUGUGGUACAAAUGAACUUUUAAAUUCCACAGUAUACUUAAUUCACAUAACAAAUGGCUUAUUACAGCUGUUAAAGUAAUUUUCACAUAACAAAUGGCUUAUUAUAGCUGUUAAUUUUAAUUUUUUUGUUAUAUAUUCAUUAGUACUUCCUAGAACUUGAAAGGUACUAUUUCUCUAUAAGUAAGAACAUGAAUCACUUUAACUUACUUACAUACGAAUGGUUAUUUCAUGGCGUUAAGUCCAUGUCUCCCCCAAAAUCUGUUAAGCAAACAAGCUAUCUAUCUUGCCUUUUGGGUUUACUCCGUAAACUUUUGCUAAAUUAAUUUGGAAAUUUUCUUCCUGUAAGCUAGGUACAAAGAAAAUUUAUUAUAUAAUCAGAUACUAUAAUUAUUUUAUUAAAAGGCAUUAAUGGCACUUAGUAUUAUACUGAUGACUUAAACAGCUCAAAAAGACUCAUUAAUGACAUAUAAUGAAAUCUCAGUCCUAAACUUAGCAGAUAAAUGGGGACAGUUACCCACUCUCACUACUGUAAUGUUGACUCCUGACUCACAGAAUGCCUGUAUAGGAUCACUAAGUCUUUCUGGAAGCAGACAGCCUCAUCACUCCUGCAGAGCAGCAGUGGGUUCAGUCUGCUAACCUUGUGGUUGAUAGUCCAAUAUAUACCGCGCUUUGCCACAGGGACUCCAUAUGGACUGUAGUUGUGGUAACGUGGCUGUUUUGUUUUGAAGUCAAAGAGCAGACUACUUUAUAAACUGUUAGAAAUUUGGUUAAGCUUAUAAAAAAUCUCCUUAAGAAAAAACACAACAACUUUAUAGUUACCUUCAUGUUGAUAGAGCUUUAUUUUCUGGGUAAGAGGAGUUAUGCCCAGCCACCACAUGGUGGCAGGAGCAGCUCAGGCUCAUACCCUGCGGUCAGGUUCAACACAAUAGCUAAAGGAGUGAGCCAUGGAAAGUGCUAAAAGAAACUGUAUAGGGUCAACACAAAGAAUAAAGAGGUGCAAAGAAGACAUUUUAAAGAACCAUGGUUUUAUUGUCCAUGUGAAUGACAAAAAGUGGUAUGAGGAAAAUGUGACAAGUUAAGCUUGAGGGCAGUUCUCACAGCAAUACAUAUAAUGGGCAGUAAAUAGAAGAGUAACAUCUUUAUACAAUAAACUGUUAGAAAUGAGCAGUUUGUAAAGUUGUGCGUGUCUGCAACACCGGGUACUUGGAAUUAACUUCCAGUAUCAAGACAGGACCUAGCAGUGUCAAGGUCAAUUGUGACACUAAAUCAGAGUGGAAUUGCCCCAUAGGGUUUCUAAGGCUAUAAAGCUGUAGGGGGCGCACUUACUGCCACAGCAUUCUCCGUGUAACGGUAGGUGUGCACCACUCAUCUUCCAUAGGGCUUGUGUAACUGCUGCAUCAUGCAUUUGUUAAUUUGCAUUAAAAAACCCAGAGUAAUAAAUGGUGGAAGCAUUUAAAAUCAGUCAAGCAAAUGCUGUUUCAGUGAUACAAAACAUAGUUCACCUUAAACUAUUAAAAAUAUAUAUAUGCAGUUUGUUUUUCCUUGACCUUGCAAAGUUCUGCUUUUCAGAAACCUAAGAAAAAUGGAUGCCUUCGGCAUUGAAUCCAUGUAGCAAUCUGAAAAAAAGCCAAAUGGGAAGGUAGUAAGAAGCUAAUAUGCAGCACAUGCCAGGUUAUAGUUCCUAUACCAGGAAUUCAAAAUCAUAACCACAUCAACCAAUCCAUGAAGCUUGCCCUCCUGACACUAGUCACUAAAGAGCCCUUAUUUUCUAUAUUGACUAGAAGCACCUAUAUUGGUGGCCUCUACCCAUUCCCUGAAAUUACAAUGAAUUUGACUCAAUGUUAGAUUUCCUUUGUUGCACGCUUCCACUUCAACAUGGUCACUGAACAGAAAGCUGUUCAGAUUUAGAGGCCGAAGGCAAAUGGAUCUUGUGUUUCCAUUCCCCUCUGAACUCACUAUGCUAAUAGUUCAGACUAAAUAUUUUACACACUUCUUUCUCUGGCUACCUAUGUACUUGUCCGACUCUAGUUGGCAAACUACAUGCUUUAAAUGACUUCUCUAUUUAACAAUAGCUAUUUCCAACUCAGAAAACAAGAAUCUGAUCCGAUUACAGCUAAGGAGGUGGCCAUCGUCAUUUUACUUUGAAAAACUACAUUGUCGGGACAAAACUUAAGAUUGCAGGUGGGGAGAAGAAGGAAAGAACACACCACACAUUAACACAAAGGCUCUCUUCUGGCUUUGACUGUUCUUUACUAGUAUUUUUAGAAGUUCAUCCUGCUGCAGCUAACUGGCUUUCAUCUUCUAUACCAAAUACUAAUCCAUGCCAUGGAAGUGCUAUGCAAUAACUCCCCAGUAGCACCUUAUACCACUUAGAAGCCUAUCAAUCUCUUAAUCUGAAAGUGUCAUGGUAAAGAAAUGUAAGCACUUAGGAAAGCAGAAAUGUAUUUACCUAAUGAAGUCAUCUAUGUCCAUGGAACGGGCCCGUUUGUCACUAAAGCCUGUGUUGGUUAGGACUUGCUGUAUUUUAUCUGCUAUGCUGAAAUCUUCUGGUAUUAUCUAUCAACAUAAGAUCAGAAUAAAUGAACAACAUAUCUUUAAUGAAA
This is a messenger RNA of Echinops telfairi (small Madagascar hedgehog), 6450 nucleotides long. It is a transcript of the gene KIF2A, whose product is annotated as kinesin family member 2A. Gene Ontology annotation, biological process: microtubule-based movement. Bases 10 to 1791 code for a protein of 593 amino acids. The record is from RefSeq and is a predicted model, not a curated record. Gene Ontology annotation, molecular function: microtubule motor activity; ATP binding; microtubule binding. NCBI's taxonomy places the organism in Eukaryota, Metazoa, Chordata, Mammalia, Afrosoricida, Tenrecidae. The transcript is spliced from 18 exons.